CCGCCCGCACGCCGCCGCUCGGCCGCCCGCACCACCGCGUCGCGCAUUGCCCCACGCCCUAGUUAGGGAGGCCUGCGCGUGCAUGAGCCGGAGCCGACGGAUCCUCGCCUGCGCCGCCGCCGCCGUGUCGUCUCCGCCUCGCCUCCCGCGCGCGCCGCCUCUUCCGUCGACGUCGCGCGCUAGGUUGUUCUCGCCUUCCUCUCUCGCCCACGAGAUGGCGGAGGAGGGGAGAUCGGUGGGGGAGGAGGAGCCGCGGGGGAAGCGGCCGGCGGCGGAGCUGAGGCUGUUCGACACGAGGACGAAGGCGGCGGUGCCAUUCAGGCCGCGGGUGGAGGGGAAGGUCGCCAUGUACGUCUGCGGCGUCACCCCGUACGACUACAGCCACGUCGGCCACGCCCGCGCCUACGUCGCCUUCGACGUCCUCUUCAGGUAUCUUAAGUAUUUGGGGUAUGAAGUUAAUUACGUGCGCAACUUCACCGAUAUUGAUGAUAAGAUUAUCAAACGGGCAAAUGAAGCUGGUGAAGAUGCACUUAGUUUGAGCAGUCGCUUCAUCGAUGAGUUCCAUCGUGAUAUGUAUGAACUUCAGUGCCUUCCCCCUACUCAUGAGCCACGUGUAACAAAGCACAUUGAGCAGAUAAUAGAUUUGAUAACCAAGAUAAUGGACAAUGGGAAAGCCUAUACAAUUGAAGGAGAUGUGUAUUUCUCUGUUGAUAACUUCCCUGAUUAUCUGAGUUUAUCUGGAAGGAAGGUAGACCAAAACCGUCCUGGAACACGAGUCGCUGUUGAUGCAAGAAAGCGAAAUCCUGCAGACUUUGCAUUAUGGAAGUCUGCUAAGGAGGGUGAGCCAUCUUGGGAGAGCCCUUGGGGUCGUGGAAGGCCAGGAUGGCAUAUUGAGUGCAGUGCGAUGAGCGCUCAUUAUUUGGGUAAUAUUUUUGAUAUUCAUGGUGGAGGAAAAGAUUUGAUCUUUCCUCAUCAUGAGAAUGAGCUCGCACAAAGCCAAGCAGCUUAUCCUGAGAGUGAGGUAAAAUGCUGGAUGCAUAACGGGUUUGUCAACAAAGAUGGCCAGAAAAUGGCUAAGGCAGAUAAGAAUUUCUUCACCAUCAGAGAUAUUAUUUCUCUGUACCAUCCCAUGGCUUUAAGAUUAUUUCUGAUGCGUACACAUUAUAGAUCAGAUGUAAACCACUCUGAUACAGCUCUUCAGUUUGCAUCUGGCCGUCUAUAUUAUAUUUAUCAGACUCUACAUGACGGUGAAGAAACUGUGUCGUUAUAUGGUGAACACAAGUUGGAAAACUCAAUACCGGCUGAUGAUCAAAAGUUGAUCGAAGAGAACCGUUCAAAUUUUCUUGAGAAAAUGUCAGAUGAUCUGCAUACAACGGCUGCUCUUGAUCACCUGAUGGUGCCACUAAGAGCAAUAAACAACAACCUAAGCGAUCUGAAGAAGUUGCAACAAAAGCUAGAACACCAGAAAAAGAAACAAUCACAGAAGCAGCAGCAGCAGCAACAGAAAAAACCAGAAGAUUAUAUCCAAGCUCUGGUUGCCUUGCAGAAUGAAGUCACCGAUAAACUUUCCAUCCUUGGCUUAAUGCCAAUGUCAUCUUUGGCUGAGCAACUGAAGGACAAGGCAUUGAAGCGAGCUGGCAUGACUGCAGAGCAAUUGCAACAAAUGAUCGAACAAAGAACGCUUGCCAGGAAGAACAAGGACUUCGCCGAGUCUGACCGGAUCAGAACAGAGCUCUCUGCUCUCGGGAUUGCUUUGAUGGGUGAGCCUACUGGGACAUUAUGGAGGCCAUCUGAACCAGAACUAGCUGAAGGAUCGUAAAAAUAUAUCUAGAUAUCGCCUCCUGUGUCUGCACGUGAAUGUAAAGAAAAAGGAAGAAUGCAUUUUAGUUGUUUUGCGUAGCUCACAACAUGAAUAUUUGUCCAAGGUGCUCGCGUACACAGACCAACUAUAACUUCAUUUCAUAUUUUCAUCAUAGACUGUCUCCUGUGCAUAAUUCUAUAAACUUCCUGCAUUCUAAAGAAAGCCUUAAUUUUAAGGGGAAA
Molecule: messenger RNA, 2043 nt
Organism: Oryza sativa Japonica Group (Japanese rice)
Lineage: Eukaryota; Viridiplantae; Streptophyta; Magnoliopsida; Poales; Poaceae
Product: cysteine--tRNA ligase, chloroplastic/mitochondrial
Biological process (GO): cysteinyl-tRNA aminoacylation
Cellular component (GO): cytoplasm
Molecular function (GO): cysteine-tRNA ligase activity; ATP binding
Source: RefSeq, a predicted model, not a curated record